GCGGAAAGCGACCUCGGAGCUUAGGGGUGGGGCUCAACGUCAGAAGUCAAGAUGGCGGCGGUGGUCGGAGUCUCCUUGAGGCGCCGGUUUCCGGCUACGACACUUAGCGGAGCCUGCCUGCAGGCCUGCCGAGGGGCCCAGACAGCUGCCUCCACAGCUCCGAGAAUCAAGAAAUUUGCCAUCUACCGAUGGGACCCUGACAAGACUGGAGAUAAACCUCGCAUGCAAACUUACGAAGUUGAUUUGAAUAAGUGCGGCCCUAUGGUGCUGGAUGCUUUAAUCAAGAUCAAGAAUGAGAUGGAUUCCACCUUGACCUUCCGGAGAUCAUGCAGGGAAGGUAUCUGCGGCUCCUGCGCAAUGAACAUCAACGGAGGCAACACUCUGGCUUGUACCCGAAGGAUUGACACCAACCUCAACAAAGUCUCCAAAAUCUACCCUCUUCCUCAUAUGUAUGUGAUAAAGGAUCUCGUUCCCGACUUAAACAACUUCUAUGCUCAGUACAAGUCCAUUGAGCCUUACUUGAAGAAGAAGGACGAGUCCCAGGAGGGCAAGCAGCAGUACCUGCAGUCCAUAGAGGAUCGCGAGAAGCUGGCCAAGAGCAGACCAGGCCUCCGAGCUGAGGGGCGCCCUUACUCCUGCACGCCCAGAGAGGAGGAGACCCGGGCGGGCUGGCCGGCCAGGGUCUCAGCGGGUCGGCCGGUUUCGCAGGCCUACCGCUGGAUGAUCGACUCCAGAGACGAGUUCACGGAGGAGCGCCUGGCCAAGCUGCAGGACCCGUUCUCGCUGUACCGCUGCCACACCAUCAUGAACUGCACCAGGACCUGCCCCAAGGGGCUAAAUCCAGGGAAAGCUAUUGCCGAAAUCAAGAAAAUGAUGGCUACCUACAAGGAGAAGAAAGCUUCCGCUUAACUGUUCCGGUGCUGACCCGACUGGCCCCAGCUCAGCUGAACGUGAUUUAUACCUGAUUGGAGUUCCUCCAAAGGUCUUGAUUUUCCAUGAACGCAGCAUGUAUAAUAAAAAUUUUAAAAAAUAAAAUAAAUGUUAUUCUACUUUACUAA
This is a messenger RNA of Condylura cristata (star-nosed mole), 1058 nucleotides long. It is a transcript of the gene SDHB, whose product is annotated as succinate dehydrogenase complex, subunit B, iron sulfur (Ip). The coding region runs from base 52 to 909 and encodes 285 amino acids. NCBI's taxonomy places the organism in Eukaryota, Metazoa, Chordata, Mammalia, Eulipotyphla, Talpidae. The record is from RefSeq and is a predicted model, not a curated record. Gene Ontology annotation, cellular component: mitochondrial membrane. Gene Ontology annotation, molecular function: electron transfer activity; 2 iron, 2 sulfur cluster binding. The transcript has 7 exons. Gene Ontology annotation, biological process: respiratory electron transport chain; tricarboxylic acid cycle; aerobic respiration.